CUGGAAUAAAACGGUUACAAGGGGAUUAAAAGGUGACCGAAAAAAAUAAUGGACACUUCAUCCAAAGGUCUCUUAGAAGAACUCAGUUUGGGAAAAAACAAUGUAGAGGAUGAAGAGGAAGAGACUGAUGGACAACAUCAGGAGAAAGAAACAGAUCAGUCACAAACUGAAGAUUUAUGUGCUGGAGGUCAGAAAAAAGCAGCAGCAUGGGCUCCAUGUUUUUACUCCAAAGGAGGUAAAGAGGUGUACCGCUAUGUGGGUCAGGAGAUCAUCAUUGAAGAGGCUUUUGACUCGUUUGCUGGCAUGAUAUGGCCCGGGGCUCUGUCUCUGUGUCACUACCUGGACACUCAUCGUGACCAACACAAUCUAGUGGACAAAGCAGUUCUGGAGAUUGGAGCAGGAACUGGCCUUGUGUCUGUUGUAGCUGCACUCCUGGGAGCCUGGGUCACAGCCACUGACCUUCCAGAUGUCUUGAGCAACCUGAGGGUCAACUUGAGUAGGAACACCAGGGGGCGCUGCAGACACACCCCUCAGGUGGCCUCUCUAUCCUGGGGCUUUGACCUGGAGCCCACCUACCCGUCGUCUGUCUACAGGUACGACUAUGUGCUGGCAGCAGAUGUGGUCUACCAUCACGACUAUCUGGAUGAGCUCCUGGCCACCAUGAAGCAUUUCUGCAAACAAGGAACAACUCUGAUCUGGGCCAACAAGGUCAGGUUUGAGACAGAUCUGACUUUCACUGACAACUUCAAGAAGGCCUUUCACACAAGCCUACUAGCUGAAGAUGGAGAGAUGAAGAUCUUCAUGGCAACUAGCAGACAGGAAGAAGAGGAUAGUGAAGCAGAGGCAGAAAUCCAAAACCUGCCAUUGAACUUAGAAGAAGCUAAGACAGAUGAGGAGGAAGAGAGCAUGAAGGAGCUGGAAAAAAGUGAAGAAGCUGAACAUAAUUGUGAGAUUUUAGUACAGACAAACAGAGAGACAGAAGAACAGAGAAUAACCUCUGAUGAUGAAGAAAUAGAGGACCCCAGCGAAGACAACAGCGAAGAAGCUGACACAACUUCAAACAACAAAUCCAAUCAGGAGGUUAGGACGGAGAAGGCUGUGCUGUACAAGUUUGUCCCGAGUGUCAUUUUCAGCCAUGGAAAAGAUAUCUAUCAUUACGUGGGGGAAGACAUUGUCAUUUAUGAGUCAAUUGACUCAUAUGGGGGGGUUAUGUGGCCAGCUGCUUUGGCUUUGUGCUCCUUUUUGGAGAAGAACAAACACACUGUCAACCUGGAGGGGAAAACCGUCCUGGAACUGGGAGCAGGAACAGGACUGGUUUCCAUUGUAGCUACAUUACUGGGAGGUGCAGUCACAGCAACAGACCUGCCACAGAUGCUCAGCAAUCUCAGGGCCAAUGUGAUGAGGAACACCAGGGGGCGCUGCAGACACACCCCUCAGAUAGCAUCUCUGCCCUGGGGCUUUGACCUGGAGCCCACCUACCCGUCGUCUGUCUACAGGUACGACUAUGUGCUGGCAGCGGAUGUGGUCUACCAUCACGACUGUCUGGACGAGCUCCUGGCCACCAUGAAGCAUUUCUGCAAACAAGGAACAACUCUGAUCUGGGCCAACAAGGUCAGGUUUGAGACGGAUCUGACUUUCACUGACAACUUCAAGAAGGCCUUUCACACAAGCCUACUAGCUGAAGAUGGAGAGAUGAAGAUCUUCAUGGCAACUAGCAGACAGGGGAAGGUGAAGGAGCUAUAAAAUGAACUUUUUCUUUCUACAAGAAUCAAACACCUAAAAGAAGAUUUUCUGCCUCUGUGGUUCUUCUAAAGCUUUAUUAGAGGAUCAGAAGAUUUACGGCUUAUCCAGCAAUGAGACACGAGUUUACAGACUUUUAUUUCAAAUCCUAUUUAGUUACUGCAGUUGGAUAGUUUAAAGUUCUUUUUUAAAAGUUAUUUAAGAAGCCAUUUCCAUGAGCAUGUCACAUUUCUGUGCAGGCUUUCAUCUUUGGAGAUAAAAAUCAUCCUUUUUUUAUCCCUUUAACCAAAAUCUGAUCAAAGUAAACUACUACUAAAGAAGGAUCAGAUCAAACUGUUUUUUUUCAUGUAAAAUUUAAAAAAAAAGUAGUUAAAAAAUGGUGGGAAAUAUGCUUUAAACAGCAAAGCUGGAAGUUUCAAAAACUAUCAGACUGGUUUGUUCUGCCUCAUUUUGAUAAACCAGGCAGUCGGUUUCUGCUUGGAUGUUAAUCUGAGAGUCAUUUGACCUCAUUUUAAUGCAGUUUAUAAAGAUUUUGGACUGUAUCUAAUGGAUUUUAAGGUUUUUUUUUCUUUUAUCCUGAAAGUUUACACAUAUUAUAUUCCAGAUAAGUUUUUCUUGUGCUUAGUGUGGAUGGCAAUCUCUAUUAAUUUGACGUCAGCUCCAAUUCCUUUCCUUUGGUGUCUUAUUUAACCAUUUUGCUGCUAAAUUGAAUGUAAACUUCAGAAAUUUGGAAAAUGUUUACCUUUUAUGUGCGUUUUUGAUACUUUUUUUUGUAUGGCAUGACUUUAUCUCACUUCACUUGUUUUUAUUUUCCUUUUUAUUUCUUCAACCAGCAAUUAAAGUAAAAACAGAUAAAACUGCAACUUCUUCCAAAUCCUUUUUAUUUUGUGUAAUUUGUGACUUAUUUCUAUAUGAAGUCAAACAAAAAAAAGAAAUCCAACAUGACAUUUCCCAAAUCCAUCCAGGACAGGUGUUUAAAAAAAAAAGUUCAACCUUUACCUCUAAACAUUCUUUAAAAUACUAUAAUUGUCAUUUAUUUGAAUUUAUGGCUAUAAAUAUAAACACUUAAACAUCCAUGAUUAGCAUUUCUGUGGAGCUUUCCUGAUGCGAGCAGAGUGACAGUAACAGAUGGGAGGAGUCUGUUCCUUGUCAGAGGUUGCAGGUAAAAAUCCUGUGUUGAAAAGUAAGGCCAUUUCGGAGACGGUCAUUGGCAACAUGCACAGUAUAGAGCUCAGUCCUGAAGACACGGUUUCUUAAAUAAACACUCAAAAAACAAAUCAAUAAUGAGGCAGGAUAAAAACAAAAUAUGACACACAAUCAUCAACCAGCUUAAACUCAUCCAGUUGACUUUGCUGAUACUAAAAAUGGUUUAGCCUAAGAAAUUUCUUAAUACAACAAAGGGUUUCAUAGCAAUUCAUCUCAUUUUAACUUAGUUUUAUUUAACUUCAUAUUCACUAAUAAAAAGUUAAAGUUUCCACUCAAAUAAGAAUUUAAAAAUCCUAAAUGGUUUCAAAUUGGUAUAAGCAUUUAAACAUUUAGUCUACAGUUAUUUCUUCAUCAUUGAAGAGUGUCAAUAACCUUUUAACACAUCAUAAACUCUUGCAUAUCAACAAAACCUUUCACAAAAAGUGGAUAAACAAGAUUUCAAUAGUCUUUUCUGAUUGCCAAGAGGGUGUGUAGCUGGACAGAGGUGAUCCAGCUUCAGCAAAAACAACUUAUAAACGUAUCCUUUAAAAAAAAUAAUGCUUACACGAUAAAAUGUAAGGCGAAAACAUAACAUUCAAAGGUUUGUGAUAAAAAAAAACAGCUAGAAAUGAAGCUGUUCUUUCAAAUGAUUGAUUUGCAUUGAGAAAUGUGUGUACCCAAGUAUUUUUUGUACACAGGAACACAAUUAUAUGAUGCUGUUUGUAAAAAUAUCCUUAAGGAAAACAAUAUUUUUAUUUAUUUAUUUAUUUUUAAAAUCUACCAGCUUGAAACAAACAAAAAAAAAUCUACUUCUAAAGAGUUCUGCUUACACUCUAAAAACAUGCAUAUAUGUAAAAUACUCCAAUGACAAUAAUAUUUGCAUUAAAUAUCUAUUAUAUUGGUUUGUUGUGUAUGUACAGUAUUGUAAGUCACUGAACAAGUGCAGCCGUCUGAACAGCACAAAAACUGUAAUACUGGACAAAAAAAAAAAA
Oryzias melastigma (Indian medaka) is the source of this 3917-nucleotide messenger RNA. RefSeq lists its product as uncharacterized. Gene Ontology annotation, cellular component: cytoplasm; cytosol. The record is from RefSeq and is a predicted model, not a curated record. The coding region runs from base 49 to 1743 and encodes 564 amino acids. Gene Ontology annotation, biological process: peptidyl-lysine methylation. Gene Ontology annotation, molecular function: protein-lysine N-methyltransferase activity. Lineage: Eukaryota; Metazoa; Chordata; Actinopteri; Beloniformes; Adrianichthyidae. The transcript is spliced from 8 exons.